AUGUCUAAUGAGUUCAAUGAAGAAGAUCUAGUAAUUUGUCCAAUUACUGGGAUGUGGUUCAGUAAUAAGGAUGUUAUGUUUGAUUUUUACAAAGAACAUGCAAGAUUAUCAGGGUUUUGCAUUGUCAAAAGAACAUCAAACAAAAAAGGUGGUGAUAUUGUUAGGUAUGUGCAAUAUGGUUGUGAUAGGUCUAGGAAACCAAGGAAUAAGCAUGUUACCAAGAGGAGGAACUGUCGUGCUAGAAUAAAUGGAAUUUUGGAGGAGAAUGGUUCAUGGCAUGUUUCAAAGCAAAAAGAUAGGGAAUUUUACUACUCUGUAGAUAUGGAUAGUUUUGGUCGACUUCGUAAUGCCGUAUGGGUUCAUUCACACUCUAAGGUUGCAUAUGAGGAGUUUCACGAUGUAAUUUGCCUUGAUACCACAUACCUUGUGAAUCGAUACAAUAUGCCAUUUGCUUUAUUUGUUGGUGUCAAUCAGCAUAGGCAGUCCAUACUUUUGGGAUGUGCUCUUAUGUCUAGUGAGGAUACAACAAGUUACAAAAUGGUGCUCUCUACAUGGCUUGGGGCUCUAAACAAUGUUCGUCCAUUAGCUAUCAUGACUGACCAAUGUGAUAGUAUUAAGGCUGUCAUCAAUGCAUUGAUGCCAAAUACGGUACAUAGAUAUUGUAUAUGGCAUAUAUUCGCAAAGUUGCGUACGAAGUUAAGCGGAGUUUUUGACGGUAAGAUUGUAAAGGCAGAAUUUAAGGUUUUAGUCCUUGAUAGCAUUAACGUUGCUGAGUUUGAGAGAAGAUGGACUGAUUAUAUUGUAAAAUAUAACUUAGAUGUAAGGGAUUGGUUUUAUAAGCUUUAUUUGGAGAAGGAAAAAUGGGUUCAUGUAUACCUAAAUGACCACUUUUGGGCUGGGAUGUUGUCCACACAAAGAAGUGAAGGAAUGCAUGCUUUCUUUGAUGGAUUUAUCACCCGCCAAAGCACUUUGAAGCUAUUUGCUCAGCAAUAUGAGUUAGCCAUAAGAGCUAAGUUCGAGAAAGAAUUGGAAGCUGAAUAUAGGUCAAGGUGCUUUGAACCAAAAUGUUUGUCUGAAUUCGCAUGUGAGGAAAAACUUCAAGUAUGUUAUACUCGUGAAGUGUUUGAAUUUUUUCAAGUACAGUUAAGAAAACUGUUCCAUUGUGAAAUCAGUACCCCUGAAGAUCAUCAAGCAAACCCUGGAGUGGAGAAAUACACUAUAACAAAUUCUUUGUUCAGGAGUUUUAACACUAGAGAUCCAUUUGUAUUCACGGUUGAAUAUACACCUAUUGGUGAGUAUCUAAGUUGCAGCUGCAAGUGGUUUGAAACAAGAGGUAUUCUAUGUUGUUAUAUACUUAAGGUGUUGUCUCAUAAAAGGAUUAAAAACGUUAAUGAGAGAUUGGAACAUGACCUUUUGAAUUGGGAUGAUGAUAUGAUAGUUCCAAAUUGGGAUUUGGAAGAUACACAUGAUGGUGUGAGUGAGGGUGGGGGUGAAGGUGGGGNGACGAAUUGA
This is a messenger RNA of Nicotiana tabacum (common tobacco), 1512 nucleotides long. NCBI's taxonomy places the organism in Eukaryota, Viridiplantae, Streptophyta, Magnoliopsida, Solanales, Solanaceae. The record is from RefSeq and is a predicted model, not a curated record.